AUGCAGAACCUCGACUCCACCAUAAACAUCCUCGACGACGGUGUGAGCGACAUGCCACGGCUAGCUAAGGUGCUACAAACAACAAGACAUUUCGAGCUCAUUUCCGAAACCGACCUCCAAACCGCGCAGUCCGCGCUCCUCUCUGAGAUUCGUCCCGAGGUGGAUAACCUACUGAAACGCGUCGAAAACUACCUGGACAAGCUCGAACGCCGCGAACAGUCUUUGAUUGCAAAAUGCGAUCUGAACGAUGGCCGCCUCGGACGCGAUAGCACGGGGGGGCCGGGCUCUAGCUCUAGACCGGCCAGUAGAGCGGCGGCAGGGCGAAGCAGUGCAAGAGCAGUGACUGCACAGCAAGAGCUGAAGUAUAAGCAGCUGAAGGCACGGAAAGAUAGGCUGAGCUAUGCUGUGGAGACGCUGGAGCUGCAGGCGAAGCAAAGGGAGAGACAGCUGAGAAUGAGCAUGGCCGCUCCGCAGCAAUUCGAUGAUUACUAG
Molecule: messenger RNA, 492 nt
Organism: Ascochyta rabiei
Lineage: Eukaryota; Fungi; Ascomycota; Dothideomycetes; Pleosporales; Didymellaceae
Product: DASH complex subunit spc19
Exons: 2
Coding region: 1-492 (163 amino acids)
Biological process (GO): attachment of spindle microtubules to kinetochore
Cellular component (GO): spindle microtubule; DASH complex
Source: RefSeq, a predicted model, not a curated record